Messenger RNA from Colletotrichum gloeosporioides, 1434 nucleotides. Its product is annotated as Bloom syndrome protein. Gene Ontology annotation, biological process: double-strand break repair via homologous recombination. The transcript is spliced from 4 exons. Bases 1 to 1434 code for a protein of 477 amino acids. The record is from RefSeq and is a predicted model, not a curated record. Gene Ontology annotation, molecular function: four-way junction helicase activity; 3'-5' DNA helicase activity; ATP binding. Lineage: Eukaryota; Fungi; Ascomycota; Sordariomycetes; Glomerellales; Glomerellaceae. Gene Ontology annotation, cellular component: chromosome; cytoplasm.
AUGCCUCCCCUAUCCCGCUCAAACUCAUGCGUCGAUAUCGACUAUACCCUCAGACGCCAGUUCGGAAAAGAGACCUUCAGGCCUCAGCAACGUGAAAUCAUCGCGACGGCCCUCACCGGCAAAGAUGUCUUCAUCCAGGCUGCCACGUCGUUUGGCAAGAGUCUCUGCUUCCAACUCCCUGCCUGCAUUGACCACGGCAUUACCAUUGUCGUUUCGCCACUGCUCAGUCUCAUGAUGAAUCAGGUUGAAGCCCUGCGAUCGGCGGGCAUCGACGCCAGCUCUCUCAACAGCAACACGCCGCCUGCUGAGAGAGAUCGCAUCAACCAAGAUCUAGCUAGCGGCCAUCCCCGCAUCAGGUUGUUGUACGUAACCCCGGAAUUGUGUUCUGGCGACUCGUUCAGGAGACGCAUCAAGCUGGUCCACGAGCAAUGCGAGUUGGCACGCAUCGCCGUUGACGAGGCCCACUGCAUCUCCGAAUGGGGCCACGACUUCCGCAAAGACUUCAAGCGUCUGUCAUGGUUUCGUGAGACCUUUCCAAAGGUGCCCAUCAUGUGUUUGACAGCUACGGCGAACCCAGUGGUUCGUGAGGACCUGCUCAAGACCCUUGGUCUUUUGGAGCAGCCUGAAAGGCUUGAAAGCUUCGUCAUGUCCGCAUACCGUCCGAAUCUGCACAUUGAAAUCAGAUACACAAAGGAUCAAGACGACAACCGCCUCUCUGACUUUCUCGCGUGGAUACGUAGCGUGUACAAGAGAAGGAAAGAAGAGCCGCGUAAGUCGGAGCUUGAAGCCGAUGGCGAGCGCAUAGACAACGUCUCGGGUAUCAUUUACACCAUAUCGCGAGAUGAGUGCGAAUCACUGGCGGCAGCACUGAGAGAUGAAGGCGUAGGGGCAAGGCCCUUCCACGCGAAACUGACAAAAGAGACUAAAGAACAAACCCUAUCCCGCUGGGUGAAGAAUGAGCCUGGCUAUGAUAUCAUCGUGGCUACUACAGCUUUCGGGAUGGGUAUCGACAAGAAUGACGUCCGCUUCGUCGUUCACUGGCGGCUCCCCAAGUCUUUUGAAGGAUACUACCAAGAGGCAGGCCGCGCGGGGCGCGACGGCAACGCCAGCUUCUGCUUUCUAUACUACAGUCGAGAAGAUUUGCAGCGAGUGCAGAGUAUGAUUAGGAAAGGCAACCGCGACGGAUCGAACUGGGAGGCUCAGGCAAAGAGCUUACAGAGGCUCGCUCUGUACUGCGAGGAUACGACAGCCUGUCGCCAUGCGCAGAUCUGCAAGUAUUUUGGAGAGAGCGAGAUGCCCAAGUGCGACUAUGCGUGUGAUUGGCACAAGGAUGCGUCGGGUCUGCAGAGGCGUUUGAUGCGCGGCUUAGCCGACGAGGAGUGGGUUAGCACCCAGGCUCAGUACGGUCAGUAUGAAGGUUAUUAUGACGACUAG